AUGAACAUCAUUGCCGAUGAUGAAAAAGGGCCCAAAUGGGUCACUAAUGAACUAUAUGGUCGAAAGGAAGAACUAAAACUACUAAACAGCAUUGCAGAAGAGAAGAUAUCCUCGGUUGUACUCUUGGAGGGUGGCGAAGGAACAGGCAAGACAGCGCUGAUACAUCUAGUGGAUUGGCAUCAGAAUGACUGGGUCUUUGUCUCUCGCAAGUUUGAAAAGAGUCUAAGCGCAGAACCAUAUUCCGCCCUGAAGGGUGCUCUUGAUCACUUGGUGACUAUAUGGGCUGAGAACAACCAAGCAGCUCAGGUUUGCCAGAUGAAGAGUUUCCUGAAAGUGCUGGGAGAAGAUGUGGAUUUAUUAAUCAAUGUGAUUCCAGGGGUUUUUCGCAUAGUUGAGAAGUUUGCACAUGGGGUAUGUUUCUCAAAGGGGAGAAGCAUUAGAGAUCUGACAAGGUCCGGGGAUCACGAUGCUGAAGAAAAAGUGGGAGUAGAUUCUGGAGCCAUUGCGGCUGCGUUUCUGAGAUUGUUUUCCUUUCUCUCAUCAGCGAAACCCAUCGUGUUAUUCUUGGCUGAUGUUCACUAUGCUGACGCUUCUUCGAUGGAAAUUCUUCAGGUGAUUGCUGAAACUGCGGCUACCAAUCCCAUCAAGUAUAGUAGCCAUUUGCUUUUGGUUAUGUCUUAUCGCAAGGGAGCACUUGAGAAAAACACCUUAGCUUCCAAGACCAUUACAAGCGUUCAAAAAAUUGGUGAUAAUGUGAAUUGUUUGCAUUUGCAAGACUUAGAUGUCGAUACCCUGAACCAAAUGGUGGCAUCCUUAGUCAAUGCGGACCCAGAAGAUACUCUUCCUGUGUCCAUUGUCAUGCACAAGAAGACUGCCGGGAACCCAUUUGCAGUCUCACAAUUCCUCCGCAUUGGUCGUGAGAAAGAUUAUUUCAAAUUUUCGUCCAUGACUUAUAAGUGGGAAUGGGGAGAUCCUGAGAUCUUAGACAAAUAUGCUAGUAUUACGGAUAAUGUGGCGGAGCUGUUGGCGACUUCCAUGGACAAGCUUUGCAUCGCCACCAAGGUCACGUUGAAGGUAUCGUCCUGUUUGGGCAAGAUCAUUCCGACGCAUGUGCUGGUCGAAUACUUCAAAGAAUCGUACGACGACGGAAAGGGCCAUACAACUUGCGAAGCCAUCAUAGGUGUGCAAGAGCAUGGGUUAGAGCCACUGUUGGAUAGAGCUUGCAAGGCUGGCAUUUUGGUGAAAUCCGUUAGUCAAGGUGCUUAUGUGUGGUCUAAUGAUCGCUUACAAGAAGCUGCAUAUGAUAUGAUCCCAGCGCAAAUUCGGAACCAGUUGCACAAGAAGCUGGGUAUGCUACUGUGGCGACUUGGAUUGCAGGAAGAUGAAGAGUGGAUGAUUUUCAUGGCAGCAAAUCAAAUGAAUAAGUAUGCCGAGCUCCGAUGCGACGCAUCGCUUGGAAACGAGGUUGCAAAGCUGAAUCUGCAAGCCAGUAAGCUGUCGCUGAAGAAAGGAGCCAUUUACCCAGCACUAGACCUCUUGGUCAAAGCUGAGAGGCAUAUGGUCACUACUGGUCGUUGGACCGACUCCUAUGACCUUACUCUGGACAUAUUGACCACUCUAGCGGAGACCCAAUUCAAAGUUGGAGAGGUAGACGCGGCAUUUGAAGCGGCAAGAUCGGUUGUGGACAAUGGAAAGACAUUGAACGACAAGUUCCGAGCACACGUUGUUCUUUUGGAAGGGCGGAUGAGUAAGACUGACAAAUCGUACGACGUUGGUGUGGAGAAGACUUUAGAACUGCUACAACUGUAUGGCGAGAAACAUCCAAAGAAAUUCUUUCCAGGUCAGAAAUGCUUUGAAAAGGCGAAACUGAAAAAGAUGCUUCCAGGAGGAGAGCUGGAGGGUCUAUUGGAGUUACCAGAUAUGACUGACCAAACAGCCCUCCAGAUACAGAAGCUCCUUGUGAAAUACCUUGCUCCCUACUCCAAUUUCAGCACAAAAUACGUGACGCUAGGCUGGUUUGCGAGUAUUCGGGCAUUAAAGAAUGCGUGCAAGUUUGGGAUAAGUCCAGACUCUCCCAUGUCUAUUCUCAAUCUGGCGAACUACAUGAGACGAGAGGGGCAUUACAAGGAAGCAUCAGAGUAUGCCGACUUUGCGCUGCUGCUUCUGGAAAGAAUUCCAAGGAAGCUUGGAUCAAACCACGGAUAUGUUCGGAUGGUGGCUUCUGUCAGUGUUUUUAGUGCGGUUCGUUCUUUUAAUAAAUGCUUAACUGAAUUACUGGAGGGUCGGGCAGAAUGCUUACGAUCUGGGUUGGCCAGGGAAUCAAUCGGCACAGUAAUUGCAUAUGGAACCGUAUACUUGUGUCUUGGUCUCCCGAUCGGGGCAUUUGAGUCUGAUUUGGUUGCAUAUUCGCAAGAAGCAAAAUCAUUUGGAGUCGCAUAUACCGUGCAGCAAGUGAUGAUGAUUCAGCACCAAACAAUUUUGAACCUGAAACACUACAGCAAUAGACCCACCGUGCUUUCUGGAUUAGCAAUGGACCAAGAGACGGAACUAUCUAGGGUUGAAGGGCACGCCCGGAAGAUGACACUGCGAGAUAUAAACACUCAUCGUCUGCUCCUCUCAGUGGUCUUCGGUGAUUGGCCAACUGUCGAAGCUAUGAUGGUAGCACUUGAGGAGUACGUCGAUGUGAACGACGCCUUUCUGCUGAGAACACACUUUAGACGUUGCUAUCUAGGUUUGGCUGGAUUCGCCCUUAGUCGAAAGGCAAAAACUGCAAAGGCCCGCAAAAAGUAUCUCUCCAUCGGCAAGAAAAUGUUGAAAUAUUUUACAACGGACAUGAAAUAUGGUUCCGUCAACGCGUAUCCCAUUGUAAGCAUGUUGGAAGCUGAGGAGUCGCCAUCCAAAGAAAAAUACGACAAGGCUAUCAAGGCUUGUGCCAGGCUUGGGCUGGUACAUCAUGAGGCUUACAUGUGCGAACGAAGUGCAGAGUUCUUCGACGAGCAGAACGAUGAUGGUUGGAGUGAGUUCUAUGCUGGCCAAGCAAUCCUUCUUUACGGUGAAUGGGGUGCAACUGGCAAGGCUGAUCGACUGACCGAAGACUACUCUCAUGUAUUGACGAAGUCUUCGCUCCGUGAAUCGGUGAAUAGCUCUCUACAAGGCCGCUCUCGAUACUCUGCAAAAGAACUUGACUCGCUCCGAACAAUUGACUGGGAAAGCUUUAGCGUUGGUAGUGACUUCGGAAAUCAUGACUCAUCACUGUUGGGAUCUGAACGCCAAUAA
This is a messenger RNA of Cylindrotheca closterium, 3276 nucleotides long. The record is from the annotation of a GenBank genome assembly. NCBI's taxonomy places the organism in Eukaryota, Bacillariophyta, Bacillariophyceae, Bacillariales, Bacillariaceae.